UUCUUUUACUACAUGAACAAGAAACACACAAAGAGGCACCAGAAAAGGAAGAUUGAAAUUAUGUUCAGUGACACGUCCGCCACAAUCUCCUCUCGCCUCCUCCGACCUCCGUUCUCCCCACCCCAGUGGGCCGCGGCGGCGUACCCACUUUCCCUACUCCCGAACACCAUGGCCCACACCAUUUUCCCGAACCUCCCGCCUGCUGGGCCCGCCAUUAUUGUCCCAAGAGUCAACACGGUGGCGGCCCUGGGGGCAAGGAGUGGGGCCCGCGGGUGGCCUCGGGGGUACCUUAAAGGAGGAAACCGGCCUGGCUUUGGUCGGCGCCUUGCCGCUGCCGUAGAGCGGGACGACGGACAUGUCGGGCAGCCCGGCCUUGCACACCGGGCAGCGGAGAGGGCCGUCUGGGCGGGCCCGGGACCACUUGUAGAGGCAAGGCCAGCAGUAGAGGUGGCCGCAAAAUGUGACCAACGGAUCACAGGCGGCGUCCAGGCAUAUGUUGCAGUCGAAGGCGGCCGCCUUCUCUGCGGCGGAGGUGCCUUUCAUUCCGCCGGCGUUCCGGCGAUGAACCGCCAUUGUUUCUAACUUCUUUUCACCGGAUUACUCUUUUUCGCGGAAUUAUAUAUAUAGGGGGAUGAGAUAUUUUCACGACCGGCGAGGUGACGUAACAAUAUUGGUCGGUGUUGUUGCUGACGUAAGUACAUAUGUUUUUCUGUUCCUCUUCAUUGCCCUGGUGUGAAAUUUCUGCGUAAUUCAAGAAUUUGUAAGCCCUUUCUAGUUUCUUCGUUGGGUUCGUCUGGAAUUUAAUUAGAUGAAAAUAAAAUGUUGACCAUUUG
This is a messenger RNA of Cuscuta campestris, 833 nucleotides long. The record is from the annotation of a GenBank genome assembly. NCBI's taxonomy places the organism in Eukaryota, Viridiplantae, Streptophyta, Magnoliopsida, Solanales, Convolvulaceae.